GAUGAGGUUACCAAGUUUCAUGGUUAUGACUAUAGAUCCAACUCCAAUGUUGUACUAACAACAAAGAGAAAGAAAAGAUCACAAAAUCAAGAACCAUCAGGUGAACCAGAAACGUUGUCCGGUAAGGAUUUACACAGAAUGGGUGAUCGUGUUAUACACUCAAAACCUCCUGCCUCUGCUAAAAAGAAGAAAAAACAGGAGCAAAAAUUAUCAUUUAAAAAAAAACAAUCUAUUCUGGACAUUAAUACUUCUCAAGAGCAUUAUAAUCCAAAAACAGACGAAACUAGGACAGUUUAUGAAUCAAUCUUGGACAAGGUACAACAUUAUUUAGGUGAUGUUGACCAUGAUACAUUAAGAGGAGCUGUAGAUGAAAUAUUAACAAUAAUGCAUGAUGAAAAUCAAUCUGAUCACCAAAAGCAAGAGGAAGUUUCACAAAUAUUAUCAUCAAUACCAAGUGAUGAGUUUGCAAAACUUUAUCAAUUAUGCAAGCGUACCACUGAUUUCGUAGUUAGUGAUGUUGUAGGAGAUAAUUAUCAAGGAAUUGAUGAAGGAAUAGCUUUAGUUUCAUCUGAUGAAGAAGAGGAUGAUGAAACAGAGGGAUUGAACAAUCAAACUGUUGGAUAUGUUGUUUCGUCUGACUCUGAGUCUGAUAUUUCUGACUCUGAACAACCUACAAUAGUGGAAUCUUCAAAAAUGGAAGAUGAAGAAGAAGAAGAUUUGGAUAUUACCACUAUUGAUUCUCUUUGGCUCCAAAAAGAGUUAUCUAAGUAUUAUUCUGAUUCUAUUGAAUGCAAAAAAUUAUCUAAUGGGAUUUUAGAUAUAUUAUCAAGCUCUGAAGAUGAGCACGACAUUGAAAAUCAAUUGGUUCAGAUUUUAGACUAUGAUAAAAUUGAUAUGGUACAAAAAUUGAUGAGAAAUAGAUUAAAAAUUAUUUAUUGCACAAGAUUACACCAAGCAGCAACGAAAGAAGAAAAGGAAAAGAUUGAACAAGAAAUGAUGACUAAUGAUAGUUUGGUAAAAAUUUUAGAAAAGUUGAAAGGUACCAAAAUUUCAUCAGGAAAUACUGGUACUUCUAGGGUAGAGAGAGAAAAUUAUCAAUGGAAGGGAGAGAGAGUUAUAAAUUUGGAAAAUUUAACUUUUGAAGAGGGUAGUCAUUUAAUGAGUAAUAGAGAUUUUACUUUACCAAGUACUGCUUCUACAGCCCAAUUCAAAGGUUAUGAACAAAUUACCAUUCCAUACUCUUCUCAAGAUAAACCGCGAGUAGAUAAUUUAAUUGAAAUCAAGUCAUUACCAGAAUGGUCUCACAAAGCAUUCCCAAAUAUGGUUAAGCUCAAUGCUGUACAGAGCAUUAUUUUCAAAUCGGCAUUUUAUUCCCCUGAAAAUUUGUUAAUUUGUGCUCCAACUGGUGCUGGUAAGACUAAUGUUGCUGUUUUGACAAUGCUUCAUGAAAUUGGCUUACAUAUGGAUGAAAGUUUUGACAACUUGAUAGAUUUGGAUUUCAAGAUGAUAUAUAUUGCUCCUAUGAAAGCCUUAGUACAAGAAGUGGUCGGUAACUUAAGCGAGAGAUUAAAACCAUAUAAUAUUGUUGUACAGGAAUUAACAGGUGACAGAAAUAUGACAAAACAGCAAAUUGAUGAGACUCAAAUUAUAGUCACAACGCCAGAAAAAUGGGAUAUUGUUACUAGAAAAUCUGGAGACAGGACAUAUGUUGAAAAAGUCAAGUUAAUUAUUAUUGAUGAAAUUCAUCUUCUUCAUGAUGAAAGAGGUCCUGUACUAGAGUCUAUUGUUGCUCGUACAAUUAGACAACAAGAAUCAACAAGACAAAACAUUAGACUAGUAGGAUUGAGUGCUACCCUUCCUAAUUAUAAGGAUGUGGCAACAUUUUUACGUGUGAAACCAGAUAAUUUAUUUUAUUUUGAUAGUAGUUUUAGACCAUGUCCUUUGGAUCAAUAUUAUAUUGGUGUAAAUGAAAAGAAGCCAUUUAAAAGACACAAGUUAAUGAACGAGAUUGUGUAUAAUAAGGUUGUUGAAAUAGCAGGGAAACACCAAAUUAUUGUGUUUGUACAUUCCAGAAAGGAUACAUACAAAACAGCAAAGGCAUUGCGUGAUAUGGCAAUAGAAAAUGAUACAAUUGGUAAAUUUGUGAAACAAGGUUCAGCUACUUCAGAAAUACUUAAAGAGGCAUCUCAGAAAGAUGCUAAUGGAGCAGAGUUAAAGGAAUUGCUUUCUUUUGGGGUUGGCAUCCAUCACGCAGGUAUGACAAGAAAUGAUCGUACUCUUGUUGAAGAUUUAUUUGAUGAUGAACGUUUACAAGUUCUGGUCAGUACGGCCACUUUAGCUUGGGGUGUUAAUCUUCCAGCCAGACGAGUUAUUAUUAAAGGAACUCAAGUAUACAGUCCUGAAAAAGGUGAUUGGACAGAACUGAGUGCUCUGGAUGUCAUGCAAAUGAUAGGUCGUGCGGGAAGAUUUCCAAGAGAUAGUAGGGGUGAAGGUUUAAUUGUAACAACCCAAUCUCAUUUACAGUAUUAUCUUGCUUUGCUUAAUCAACAAUUACCUAUUGAAAGUCAGUUUAUCAAAUCGCUACCAGAUAAUCUUAACGCUGAGGUUGUUCUUGGAACAGUUCAAAACAUUGAUGAGGCUAUCAACUGGCUUGGUUAUACCUAUCUUUAUGUUAGAAUGUUGAGAAAUCCGCUUCUUUAUGGUAUUACUAAAGAAGAUGUGGAACAUGAUAAGAAUCUCUAUCAUUGGAGAAGAGAUUUAGUAUAUUCUGCUGCAUUAAUUUUAGAAAAGAACGGACUUAUCAAGUUCGAUAAAAGAUCAGGAGAUUUCCAACCAACAGAUUUGGGAAGAGUUGCAAGUCAUUACUAUGUUACUCACAAGUCAAUUGCAACUUUUAAUAAUAAUUUGAAACCAAACUUAAGCGAUAUUGAAUUAUUCAGACUAUUUUCCCUUUCUGAUGAAUUUUCUCAAAUGACAGUCCGUCAAGAAGAAAAAUUAGAAUUAUCAAAACUUAUUCACAGUGUACCUAUUCCUAUUAAGGAAUCUGCUGAUGAUCCAUCCGCAAAGGUGAAUGUGUUACUACAAGCCUACAUUUCUAGGUUACGUUUGAAUGGGUUUGCAUUAAUUGCUGAUAUGACCUAUAUUACUCAGAGUGCUGCUCGUAUUGCUAGAGCUUUAUUUGAAAUUAUUAUGCAUAGAGGAUGGGCUCAAUUGGCAUCAAAGGUUCUUAAUCUAGCUAAAAUGAUAGAACACAAGAUGUGGUACACACAAACACCACUUAGACAAUUCCCAAAGAUUGAACAAACCAUUCUUAAACAACUAGAGGGAAAGAACACUCUUUGGGAACGUCUUUAUGACUAUACUCCUGCAGAACUUGGCAGACUAGUUCACCAUAAUCAACGUGGAAAAGAUUUAUACAAGUAUAUCCAUCAAUUCCCUCGUCUUGAUCUUACAGCAAGUGUCCAACCAAUUACUCCAAGUACUUUAAGAAUAGAGUUGACCAUUUCUCCUGAUUUCCAAUAUAACAAGAGUAUUCAUGGUGCAGCACAAACUUUUUGGAUAUUUGUAGAGGAUGUAGAUGGAGAAGUCAUUUUACACCAUGAAUCAUUUGUUUUAAAGCAAAAAUAUGCUGAAGAGAAUCAUUUUGUCAGUUUCACCGUUCCAAUUUAUGAACCGCUUCCUCCUCACUAUUUUAUCAAAGUAAUUUCAGAUAGAUGGCUGCACUCUGAGCAAACACUUCCAAUAUCUUUUAGACAUUUAAUCUUACCACAAAAAGCUCCUCAAACAACAGAGUUAUUAGAUUUACCUCCUCUUGAAAUAUCUGCUCUCAAGAAUGGUAAAUAUGAACAACUUUUAUCAAAUAUGGGAGUAUACAAAUUUAAUCCUAUUCAAACACAAGUUUUUAGAUCGGUUUAUCACAGCGAGGAUAGUGUUUUAAUUGCUGCACCUGGUGGAAGCGGAAAGUCCUUGUGUGGAGUUCUUGCAAUAAUGAAAAUGUUUAAUGACCAUGAAAAUUCAAAGUGUGUGUACAUUGCUGCUAUCCCAUCUGUUGCCAAUAAGAGAGAAAAGAAAUGGAUUUCUCUUUUUGAACAAAUUGGCAAAAGAGUUGUAAAUUUAACAGGAAAUUUAGCCAAAGAUAUGAUUUUAUUCGAGCAAGGUGAUAUUAUUAUUUCCACUCCCGAACAAUUUGAUAUGUUUUCAAGAAAGUGGAAGGCAAGAAAAUCCUUAUCCAAUGUAAAAUUGGUUGUGGCUGAUGAGCUUCAUAUGAUUGGUGGAGAAGUUGGUCCUAUUAUUGAAGUUGUUAUUUCUAGGAUUAGGUAUAUGUCUUCUCAAUUAGAAACCAAUAUUAGAAUUGUAGGACUAAGUGCUUCAAUUUUAAAUGCAAAGGAUGUUGCAGACUGGAUUGGUACCAAGAAGGAAUGUUGCUUUAAUUUCCAUCCAAGAUAUAGAUCCAUACCAUUGGAAAUCAAUAUUCAAGGAUUUACUCAAAGCUCUUACAAUGCCAGACAGGUAGCUAUGAGUAAACCUGCGUAUAAGGUAAUUAAGCAAAAAUCAGGAGGAGAACAAACAAUUAUAUUUACAUCUUCUCCAAAACAGGCAUCUUUUAUCUCAUCUGAUCUAAUUGAUCACUUGAGUAAUGACAUUAAUUCCAAAAUAUUUGUUGGUGAUAGUUCAGCAAUUAAUCAUGCUAUUGGUUCAGUUGACAGCUCUGCAUUGAAAGAAGUACUAACGUUUGGUAUUGCUUUCUAUCAUGAAACUUUAACCAAAAAUGACAAGCAAAUUGUUGAGGAAUUGUAUUCUACAGGUGUUAUCAAGGUGUUGGUAGUAACACAUCAAAUGUGUUGGGGAAUGGAGCAAAAAUCAAAACUUGUAAUCAUUAUGGGAACCGAAUACUAUAAUGGCAAAGAACAUAGAUAUACCGAUUACUCUAUUAUAGAUAUGGUACAAAUGAUGAGUAGGUCUGGUAGAAUUGCAGUUGAUAAGGACUCGACUUGUUACAUUUUCUGUGCAGCCUCAAGAAAAGACUAUCUGUUAAAAUUCCUAUAUGAACCAUUCCCAGUAGAAUCCCAUUUGGAUCACUUCCUCUAUGAUCCUCUAAAUGCUGAAAUUUCUUCUAAAAUUAUUGAAAAUAAGCAAGGUGCUGUUGACUAUUUGACUUGGACCUUUCUCUAUAGAAGAAUUCGUAAAAAUCCUAAUUAUUACAAUUUAAGUGGAACAACCAAGAUACAUUUAUCAGACUAUUUGUCCGAGUUGGUGGAAUCUUCAUUGGAAGAGUUGCAAAAAUGUAACUGUAUACUUGUUGAAGAUGAUGAGAUAACAGCUAUGAACUUGGGUACAAUUGCUGCUCACUAUUACGUAAAACAUUCCACAAUAGAAAUUUACAGCACCACAAUCAAUAGUAAGACCAAGUUGAGAGGUUUAUUAGAAGUUCUGGGUUAUUCCACUGAAUUUGAGCAAUUACCAAUUAGACAAAAGGAGAAUCACAUACUCAGAAAGCUUUUCACACACGCUCCGCUAAAGGUUGAAAAGCCAAACUAUACCCAAGUGUCUACAAAGGUAAAUUUGAUACUUCAAUCCCAUUUUUCAAGAACAAGGCUCACACCAGCUAUGGAAAUGGAUAAGAAACAAAUUCUUCUUCAGUCUGUAAAACUUUUAAGAGCUAUGGUUGACGUUAUCGGUAAUGAAGGUUUUUUAACACCAGCCCUUGCAGCCAUGGAAAUGUCUCAAAUGAUCACACAAGCAUUAUGGGAUAAGGAUCCAUUUUUAAUGCAAUUACCUCAUUUUACUAAAGAAAUUUGUUCUAGAUGUGAACAAGGUGGAAUAAUUACUAUUUUUGACUUGAUUAACAUGGAAGAUGAUGAAAGAAAUCAAUUACUUGGAUUUGGUGAACAGCAAAUGAUAGAUGUCGCUAAAGCACUCAAUAGGUAUCCGAAUAUUGAGCUUGCUCAUGAAAUUGUUACAGCAAAUGAGGACAUUACAACUAACUCUACAAUUACCUUGGCUAUUAGAUUUGAUGCUGAUGAUGUUGGAGAUGAGCCAAUUUAUGCACCAUAUUUCCCAGAAGAUAAGCUUGAAGAAUGGUGGAUUGUUAUUGGUGAUCAUUUUAACAAUGAAAUCAAGUCGAUCAAGCGAUUGCCAAUUAAACAAUCGAGUGAGACUAUGGUUAAAUUUUUAGCACCAUCUAAACCUGGAAAAUAUGAAUUCAAACUUUAUUUCAUGUGUGAUUCGUAUACUGGUUGUGAUCAGGAAUACCCAAUUUCAUUUACUGUCUUGGAAGGUGAGGAUGAUGAUGAAAUGGCAGAUGAAAAUUAAUUAAAGGAUCAUUUAAAUUCAUCGAUUGAUGUUUAUUUACAUGUCGGGCGAUUGUGCUGUUGAGGAAGAAGGUGACGAGGCUUGUUUGGAGAUUGUAGUGGCAGUAUUGUCGAUUUGUUGGAGAGAAGUAAACUGGGAGUUUAAACUGGAACUUUGAUGAAGAUAAGGCAUUGGAGGAGAAUUAGAAGUAAUAUAAGUAGGAUUAAGGUCAGCAGUGUUUUCAUGGUUAUCCAUUCUUGUACUUUGCUCACCAGAAAACACUCGUUUUUGGAGAGUUAUAUGAUCAAGAAACUUUUGCUGCUCUUUUAGUUUCCAAUCAGACCUGAGAGAGUCAGUUGGAUCCCACAAUGAGGACACCCAACCUACUGAAUAUGGAUUUGUAGUUGAAGGUCUAUUUUCUUCUUCUCUUGUUUUUUCUGCCUUUGGCGUGUAGAACCUUUGUUCUGUGGUUGAGCUAGGAACGCUCUUCGUGUCUAUGUCAUCAUAGAUUGAGAAAUCUUCUUGCAUUUCAAUAUUCUCUUUUCUCAGGUUUGUUCUUGAGGUUGACCUUCUUGGGGGUGUUAUUUGAUCAACAUCUUGCUCUUUCUCUCCGACUGAGGUCAAAUCCAUAAACUUUAAUUGUUCAUU
Messenger RNA from Naegleria gruberi, 6939 nucleotides. RefSeq names its product U5 snRNP-specific spliceosomal protein. The transcript has a single exon. Gene Ontology annotation, molecular function: ATP hydrolysis activity; nucleic acid binding; ATP binding. The coding region runs from base 139 to 6312 and encodes 2057 amino acids. Lineage: Eukaryota; Heterolobosea; Eutetramitea; Acrasida; Naegleriidae. Gene Ontology annotation, cellular component: nucleus. The record is from RefSeq and is a predicted model, not a curated record.